AUGGUAUUCUUACGCAGGGGGUUCGCCCCCAGGGUUUUGCGGAAGUGCAGUUGCCCAGGCGUCACUUGCUCUUUAAGAGAGAUCUCCACUAGGGUGUUUGUGGAGGCUCGCCAGGACAGUUUCCGUAGAGGGCGUUCACUUCGGCGGCUGCUGAAGGGAGAGGUGGGUACCCCUGCCCCUAGAGAAAUUCCCGAGUGUCUGCCAACCGAAGAAGGAGAUGGAGGGGCCUGCAUCCGGCCUGAGGAGUCCGCUGUUGGAGGCCCCAGGGGUCAAGGUGUUGACGGGGGGUGCCCCAGAGGCUCUCCACUACGCGUUCGGUUCCCCCGUCCUGAUCUUGAUGAGAAGGCCCUCAAAGAAGAGCAGCGAAAAGUACAGAGGGCACCCCACUGGAAGUUUGUUGCCACUCAGGAGAUGGAACCUGGUGGCUCCACUUUCUGGCGACGCACGUGGGACUUGUCCUUCUCCGAGGCUGGUGGCCAGGCACAGGCCCCUGAGGCAUCACACCAGAAGGGUCCUCUUUUAUCCCCGGAAGGACAACUGGAAAAGCCUCGACCACAGACUAGGGAAGAGUCUCUCUCUCUAUUCUGUAUUUUUGAUGCCCCAAAGGAGGGAGGCAUUCGUGUGACGCACGCAGAAGGCGCAGGAGCUCCUGUCGGAACUGUCUCAAGGCCUACGACCCUGUUCUCAGAGGGCCCUUCAGACUGGCGACUUGAUAUAACGGAGGCGUUCGAUGCAGAUUGGUGUCGGCUGUCUGGAGUACCCUGGGCAGAAGACGAAAUUACGUCUUCAAGGGGGCCCCCUGAUAAACUGGAAGAUAAACGCCUGAAGGUCUUUAUCCCCCAGUUGGGGGUUCCCAAGCCCAUUGCACUUCUUAACCGUUACCAAAUACUACACAUCCUGGAAAGGCCUCAAGAGGCCUUAGGAUUACAGUGUGUUGAGGUUUCUGGAGCCCAGUGUCUGCUUCGAGGUGGAACUACGGGUACGCCUCAGGCGAGGGGCCACGGGGAACAGCAGAGAGAUUCUCCUAUGACAACACUGCCUUCGGAAGUCUACGAGGCUCUCGUUGAAAGACUUAUGAGGAUUUUGCCCUCCUUUGAGCAGCAGCAGCUGGUGCAUCUACUUCAGCUGCACCUGCAGCACGUGCGAGCCCUCCAGCAGCAGCAGCUCGAGCUUUUGCAGAAGGCGCGCAGGCUACGCCUUCACGCAGCGGCAGCAGAACCAGCUAAGCAGCAUCGCGUUGCAGAGGAAGCAGCAAAAGCAGAGGCAUCAGCUACUGCUGCAGCCUGGGGCAUAAAAGCUCUGCAACAGCAGCGGCUGUUUGACCUUGUUUUCGACGAGGCACUCCCUCAUUUACCUCACUUGACACUCGAGGAGCUUGGUAUCUUUAUGAGGACAAUAGCCGCCUCCGUCCCCACGAAUAGGCUAGGGAUUCUACAAGUUUUGGCGCUGCAUGCGGUCGACAAAACCUGCACAGCUGGGUGGGCCCUACCCAGGGGUCCUAACCCCAUCGAAGACACAGAGAAGGCGGCUCACCAGAAGGCCAUCGUCUUAGGGAUGCUUACAGUGCUGCAGCCCCUCGUUUUAGGCCUCCAGCGUCAAAUUGCCUCGGAGGCUUCUCGAUGGCAUGCGCGCCCAUCAAAAGGCUUCCAGGAGAAGGUUGGCCUGCCUUCUGCAGAAGUUGCAAGGCCUUUGUCGAUGGCAGGUUGUGGGCCACGGGAGACUGGUGGAGGCCUUGGAUUUGCUUGCCGACGGCUACUGGAGAUCGGUGUAAACCAGUUAGGAACUCUUGAGGUAAGUCUUCACCAGACGCUGCCGCGGGGCUUCUUGCUACAGCUUGUACUCUGCUGCUUAUCCAUGGGCUCUGGAUCCUCUGAGGCGCCGUUGAGUAUAGCACGGCAGUGCGUGGAUUUCCUGUUGAAAGAUGUAGCGGCGUAUCCCUCGUGCAAGCCCUCCUCGAUCCCAACCGGAGGUUCCAACUUAGAGCGCCUUACCACCCAAGAAGCCUUCUGGGUUCUGGUUAGCUGCGCCUACCGAGCGGCCCGUGGAGGACCCCCUUCAUGGCUGCUCCCGGUCUACAAUGAAGUGUUGAGGCACCCAUCUGCAAUUGAGCGCUCGAGCAAAGAAGGACUUCUGGGUAUUUCCCUGCGCGCAGCUCCUCUUCAAAUGUCAGCUUGUGACCUCCGCUGCUCGCCUCCCCUUGGGCGCACAGAGGGUCCCUCUGCGAACGUACUAUCCGUAGAACAGUUGCAUUCGCUUCUGGAGGCUCUAGAAAACGCCUUUCCGCGAAGGAGGGCAAUGGCAGUUCUUCUUGAUCACCUAUUGCAGCCACAUGAGGUGCGAGGAGCAGCAGAACCGAGUCCUGGGGACGCUAAGCUAUGCCUGUCAGGAGGUUCUCACCUUGCGAAGAGGUUUGAGGAAUGGACCUUAAUGCUGGAGACGUGCCAAACCCAGAAAGACCCAGGAACAUCCGAAAUCAGGCCAUUUGAUUACCUAGACGAUGAUGAGAGCUCUCGUAGCCACUUGGAGGUGAUAGAAACACCAGUAGCGGGCGUACUUGCAGCUGUAGAAACUCUGGCCUGGACGAUUGCUUGGAUGCGGCAGCAACCGCACCAAGAAGUCUCGGUACAGAAGAGCAUUGCGAGCGCUCACUCACUGAUUGUCAGUCUAACGGCUGAGGUGGUGGAUUCGGCACAGGCCUCUCUGGUUCCUCCCUCUGCUCUCUUUCAAGGAGUCCAUAUUCUGGCUGAUUCGGUGGAGCACUUGGUAGGGACCCUAGAGGAAGAUCCGAUUCAGCACAAAGAAACCAGAACUACACUAGCUGCGCUGGUGGGGGCUGGUGCACUUCUUUUGAGGACCUGCGCGGGAGCGAUGCACGGGUGCAACCCCCGUUUGGAUUCAACGGAACAUCUCGUAGAGGCGGUUUCCUGUUGCGUGUCCCGUUAUUUACAAAGUAUCGAGGUCCUGAGACCCUUCAAGGACUCUCAGCAAAGUGAUGACGCGGAAGGAAUAGAGGCAGCAGCUACCGCUGCAUUUCUUAAUUCCUCUGCGGAUUGUUUACGGAGCUUACGUCUGUGGAUGGGUGGCAAUGAGGAGGUAAACCGGCUGGGGGCUGUUACUGGCGUCAAAAACUAA
This is a messenger RNA of Cyclospora cayetanensis, 3132 nucleotides long. RefSeq lists its product as uncharacterized. The coding region runs from base 1 to 3132 and encodes 1043 amino acids. The transcript has 4 exons. NCBI's taxonomy places the organism in Eukaryota, Apicomplexa, Conoidasida, Eucoccidiorida, Eimeriidae. The record is from RefSeq and is a predicted model, not a curated record.